AUGCCCGCCUCAUUAGCUCUUUAUUUUUCCCGGGCAUGUGGCCAGGAAGUGUAUAUCUGUGUGACCAUACACAUCUGUGUGACCAUGCAUAUCUGUGUGACCAUACAUACCUGCUUGCUGAUAGCGCGACUGUAUAUCUGUGUGACCAUACAUAUCUGUGUGACCAUACACAUCUGUGUGACCAUGCAUAUCUGUGAAGUGUAUAUCUGUGUGACCAUACAUAUCUGUGUGACCAUAAACAUCUGUGUGACCAUGCAUAUCUGUGUGACCAUACAUACCUGCUUGCCGAUAGCGUGA
Molecule: messenger RNA, 297 nt
Organism: Volvox carteri f. nagariensis
Lineage: Eukaryota; Viridiplantae; Chlorophyta; Chlorophyceae; Chlamydomonadales; Volvocaceae
Exons: 3
Coding region: 1-297 (98 amino acids)
Source: RefSeq, a predicted model, not a curated record